Molecule: messenger RNA, 1800 nt
Organism: Fonsecaea multimorphosa CBS 102226
Lineage: Eukaryota; Fungi; Ascomycota; Eurotiomycetes; Chaetothyriales; Herpotrichiellaceae
Exons: 2
Coding region: 1-1800 (599 amino acids)
Source: RefSeq, a predicted model, not a curated record
AUGGCAGCUUCGGCCUUAGCCUACGAUGGCAACAUUUGUUGCAUGAAGGCCGCCCGAAUGCCUCAGAUACGAAUACCCCUUUACAAGAACCCGUGGGAUGCCUGCGCCCUGAACGACACAGACACUUACGCUCAAGGAACCACGUUCCCGUCGGUGAAUGUCACCAUGGGAUGGUGCAAAGCAAACUGUCCCGGUAGCCAGCCGAGCGAUCUAUCACAGUGGCUGCAGCCUCUGACUAGUUGGGUUGCACCUUAUAUUGGCCUUCUCUUGCUGUGUCCGUUUGGCGAAAUCAGAAAGCUGAAAACAGAUCCAAGGUUGAGCAAGCCUGCCGACGCCUGCCGACGCUUCUGGCACUUUGUGCGAAGUUAUACGCAGGAAUGGAUCAAUCUGCUAGGCGACCCAGCAAGUGCCAUUUUUGGUGCCUUUUCAGAGAUACGGUCCGAUGCUACAAUGUUGCGUGAAAUCGGCAUAAAGCGUCGUGAAGCUAAACGUGGUGAAGCCAAAAGAAAGCAUUUGCGCUAUAACCGCUGGCUUGAGCUUCUGAAAUGGGUGGUCAUUCUGGUUGGCGACACCGAUUUUGACGACACCGAAUUCACGCAAGGACACCAUGCACAAAGAGCUGAAAGAGAGAUGGGCCAUGUACAAAACGUACAAACCGAUCAAAACGAUCAAAACGAUAUUGCUAUGCCCCUGAGGAAGAUGCCCAGUGAACUCAACAUAGCAGUCUCGCCAGAGUCAGAUAAAGGAGUGGAUGACACAUUCGAAGUCCAAGCAUCGGUUGAAAACGCCAUCAGGACUCUCAUCGAAGCCCGGACGGACUUCUUCAAGGCCGUCUUCUUGCCUACGAUCCUCUUCCUUGCUGUGACAGCAUCAGUCUUUUAUAAUGCUUACACCAUGCUUGGCGACAACGACACUGCCAACGGGCUGGCUUUCGGCAUCUGGUACUCUUGGCUGGUGAUUCUCUCUGUGGCUGCAAAUUGCUUCGCCAGCAGUGUUAAUGCCGGCUUGACAAAGACCACACUGGGCCAAUAUAUUAGACUCUCCGAUCGAAGUCUUCCGCUCCGCGAGCGCUACUUCAACGAGAAGCUAUGGGAUAAAUGGUUGGCGGACAUCCAGAACACGCCAGAUAAGACCCUCUCCGAGUUAAGCUCGAGCCAAGUCUUGUUACUCCAGCUAAAGAAGGCUGAGCAUGGCGUUGACUGGGAAAGACGCCCUCAAGUUAAAUACCCAUCCCUCAGUUUAGAGAAGGUGCUCAUUUACCACUCCUCUGCAUGGAUUUGCGUCGCGAUACCAACGGCGUGCGCCAUUAUUGUCUCAUAUAACACUCCUACUGUCGGUUUAGAUUGCUUGUCAUUCAAUUUCCUCCUCUACGGGAUUCUUGCAUUGGUGGCUCCGGCCCUGCACGUUACCUAUCAGUGGAUGCUACGCAAAGAAGGAUACCAAUAUCUGAAAGCAGGACUGAAGAUGACUUACUGGCUUUUCGUCUGUGCCAAUGCAGCUGUGCUCACCAUUGGCACUAUUUUACAACUAGCUGGAGUCUAUAGGAGCUGCAGAUGUCAACUCCUUUUCGCCUCGGAUUCCGAACACGUCGAACUGAAUCGCCUUACCCCGCUUGCGGUUGAGAAUGCAAACAAAUACUGGCUCCCAGUGGGAUAUUUAGCAUUUGGAUUUGUUUGGGUGGUUUGCGGGCUCGUGACGGCAGCGAGGGCGUAUAUUACUAUCCACCUUGUCGAUUUUGACGGGCAGGACGGGCAGGACGGACAGGACGGACAGACUGAGAUCAGUGGUCCUAUGGACUAG